This is a messenger RNA of Ambispora leptoticha, 7114 nucleotides long. The record is from the annotation of a GenBank genome assembly. Lineage: Eukaryota; Fungi; Glomeromycota; Glomeromycetes; Archaeosporales; Ambisporaceae.
GCCCGCCAUGGCUUCAGAUCCUAAAACACCGGCUGAUUAUGCUAUGUUGAUACUCUAUAGGCAGUUUCAUAAGACGGCGGAUAGAAAACUGAAUAAUAUCAUGAGUUGGAACGUGGACCGUGAACCUGAUUUUAUGAAAAUCGUUGGACCUGGCGCCGACCUUUCUUUUGACAAACUGUUGAAUUCAAUGGGAUACAUCGUGAGGCAUCGACCACGGUCACUGAUAGACACGGUGAUGAUGUGGCGUAAAGAGAAAACAGAAAAAUCAUCAGAUGCCCCAGAUGCACCGACUCACAAACGUACAUCGAGUAAUGAUGGUGCUUUGGUGGAGCGUGUUAAAGAUACUCAAGGAAUUUUGACUGAACGUAAAGCGCAAGUUACUAUGUAUAUCUUAUGCCGUGCUCUUCUCGAAAUAACAAAGCAAUUGCAGCCUGAUGCACUAGGAGAAGACCAUGGCGCCGAACUAGAAAAAUUAAUAUUUGAUCAAUUGAUAAAAGGAUCAGAUCCGGAAUUGAUACAACGAUAUCGUAAUCGCGAAGCAAGUUUCAAUCUAUAUGCUGAGUUGAUCGGCUCACUAUCAAAUAUUCGAUUUCCGACAGUGUCAGAUCGAUUCAUAGCCGAACUAGAAAAAUAUGCAAAAUAUCCACCGAAUUUGAUUAAAGAACACGAGGCGAAGAUUACAAUGCUUAUAAAGGGAAUGCGAUAUUUAAAGUUGAAGAUUUAUCCUGAAGGAGCAUUAGAAGAAACUGCGGAAUUCUUGAAUAGUUUGGCUGGAUUUUUGAAAAAUGCUACUGGUACUAAGAUUAAGCAUGCGUAUGCGGAAUUAUUUGUGCAGUUAUUGGCACCUAUUGCUGGGGUGGCAGUAGCAGAAGUUAAUUUUCCUGUGUGGGUGAAAGCAGUAGAAAUGUUAUAUCCUAAAGCGUCGAAGAUGACAGAAAAGCUUCGGCAUUGGGAUGUAGCAUAUACCUUUGCAACUACCUUGCUAUGUGUUAGUCAACGAGAAUUUUUUGCUCAGAAAUGGUGGCCAUGUGUUGAAGCUUGUAUCGCAAGAUUCAAGGAAAGAGAUCGCCGUCAUAUGGCAUUAGGCUGUGUUGUACGAUUAGUGUGGACGUUUCUAUAUAGAUGCACCGAAACCACUGGAAAUACACAAAAAAAGCUUGACACAAUAAGUCGAAUUCUGUUUCCCCCAAAUAAGCUCUCAAUCAAUCCACCAGAUGUGUGUGUCGAAUUAUUUGUACUCUAUGUGUACUAUAUAGGGUUCAAACCACAGCACUUUGAAUACUGUCUAAAAAAUCUUAUAUUCAAUUUACUUAAUUCGGAGAUGAUUGUCAACCAUUACAAGUCGGUCACAAUCGAAAAUAUAUCCGCAGAACGUAUGACCAUAGGUAUCCGUUCGUUUUGUUUGUUGCUAACAGCAAUGCAAAACACAAAAGCGAGACCACCUUUUCCGACUAGUAUCGAGUUUGCAGAUCUUAAAUCAUUAUUAUCCGGACUGGGAAGCACCUCAGAUAUUCUUCCAGAGAGUUUCUUUACUCGUCCGGGUCUAAAAGAAACAUUCGAAAAAUUUUGUGACAUCGCAUAUAAAAUUGCGUGGGUUGUUGAUAACACAUAUGGUAAUAUGCUUGUGUUGGAUGAACGGCAUUUGGCUACGCGAAGUAGUUCGAUUCCGAGCACCGCUGGCCAGGGGGUUGUUAGCUCAUACGGGGAGUCUACCGUGUUUCAUCAGUACGCAACGUUAUGUGUUACCUAUCCAAAAGAACGGCAACCGUAUUUAGAUUUACUGAAAACUUAUGUACGCGCACUUCCGCGAAUAUUACCUCCGAAUGUUCCAAAAUCACGUAUUGUUGAUAUGUUGUGUCGUUAUACUGUUCAUCUUGAUCCUGAUCUUGCAAAAGUUGCCGCUACAGCACUGGGACGAAUUGCAGCACAAUGUGGUGCAGAAAUUGUAAUUAUGGGAUUUUCGAGAUUUGUUUAUAGGAUUGAAGAUAAAUACGCGGAAAUUUUAGCUGGAACUGGCCCUGGAAUAGGCACAAAAUUUGGCGGCGCGUUAAAAUUGUAUAUUGAAUUAUUACGUGUAUGGCUGGCACAACUACAUGAAAAUCCUCCCCAUGGAGAAAUAGGAACGGCCAUGGUUAAUAAUGACUCUAGUAUAGAAUCACCUGUGACAGGUGAAAUACCCAACGAUAAUAUAAACUUAGAAAUUGAAGACACAAGUAUAUGGACAAUUAUUGAAGAAGCAGAAGCUAAUGGGCUAUUAUUUUUGUGUAGUCAAUCAUGUAUAAUUAGAAAAUACGCUGUUAAUAUCUUAAAUCAUGUCGCUGAACUUGAAUCAGAAUUUAUACGACGAGCAUGCGUCAGAGAUGAUUCAAAUACCAGACAGAAAACAUUGGGACUCUCACGUAGCAAUGAUGAUAUUACGCUCGUGGGGUACGAAGGUGGUUUAACAUCUCCUUUAAAUUUAGAUUCACAGCUCGGAUCGAAUUCAAACUUGCUUUUUUCUGCAACAAAUAAUGACGAUAAAAAACCCUAUACGCGAGUUAUUCAUGUAUUGAAACGUGGUGGUGGCGAUCUUAUAAAAUUCGAUAAAUUGUCGGCGGGUGCAUCGCAGACGGCGUUAUCGAUAGUGGAACAGAUUCGACUGCAAAAAUUAUUACAACAAGGAAAAAAGGAUAUUCUAUUGCGCUUGUUAGAAAGUGAUCAUAGCGCAGAUGCUGUUAUCUGGUCUCAUUUGUUCCCAGAAUUUAUGAAAAUAUGUUUUGAAUAUUUUCCAGUGACAGUUGCAUUAUGUCGAAAUAAUGUUUGUCUUCGAAUCCUUCAAAUGCAAAAUGCAAUUGUGAGUGCAGCCGAAUAUGCCACUCGAACUCCCACGGGAACUUUAUCUAUGACGAAAUUACAUUCAAGACCUUUAUCGCCUAACGACGAGAUUAUCGGUCAAUGGCGUUCAUACUUGAUUGUCGCUUGCUCUACAAUCACUCUUACCGAUGAUUAUGAGGAUCGUAAAAUUUGGACGACCGAUCGAAAACGUCAUGAUUCUUCACAUACUGAUCGAAUAACUUCUGCUCGAGCUUUGUUUCGAAGAAUAUUACAUUUUCUGUAUUCUGAGCAUACAAUAAUUAGAGAAGCUGUAGUAGCCGCACUUGGAAACAUCAAUGAAGUAGUAUAUAAAGUGCUUUUGGACGAUUUACAAAUGUAUAUGCAACAGGUAAAUGAGGAUUAUCGAACAAAGAGCAUAACAAAGCCAUACGCCUCGAUUCACAGAAGACUCAAAAGAUACGAUCGUCUCCGUACCGAAAUUGCUCAUGUACUUCAACUUACUGCGCAUUUCCUAAUGAACCCUGACAAUAUACGCCAAAAUAAAAUCAGUCAAUUGAUAAUGAAUUAUGUUCGAGACACGAUGAUUUUCUUGCGCGAAGCCGAGUUUCCACCUGAUUGGGAAUGGCAAAAACUUCGACAAUACUUUUGUGGUCUUGUAGAAAAACUAUACGAUGGCAUUUCUCAAUUAAACGAUAUUAAAGAAGAAAUGGAAAUAAUGUCGUUUGACAUGCGAAUUACAUUAUUCAAAAUGUUCGAAGAAUGGUGUGGACAUGGACCAAAGGGACAGCUGAAUCGUGAUCGCGAAGGGAAAAUGAUCUCUAGUUUGUUAGAAUCUUAUCCUAAAGAUCCAGAUGAACGACGCCCAUUGCAUGCACAAUUGGAAACUGAAAGAAAAGCAUUAGAACUAGCCGCAUUAAACGCAAUGGCAUCGUUAUGUAGGGGACCACUCUUUGUGAAUGACUCCAAUAACAAACCUUCUUCUUUUGACGUCCAAUCACUUUUCAAAUGGAUUGAAUCUGUAUUUGCGGAUCCUCAAGAUAAAUUACAUCCUAUAGCGAGGAAAGCAAUAGAAGGAUUACUUAUUUCCAACACGAAUGCUACGCAUUUAUUAGAUAACUCCAUUCAUCAAACAUAUAGCGGAAAUCCAUCAGAUAAACUUACUCAAGGAUACUUUUUAGCAAUUGCACAAACUCUAUUCAAAGUACGCAAUUAUCCAUUAAAACCUCCAUAUAAGAUUAUUGCACUGGCCCUCUUCAAAGUAGGAGAUCCCGAUUUGGAAAUCCGCAAAAUUGCAAUAAAACUAUUGAAAAUGAUCGAAAAAAGAAUCUUUGACGAGUGUUGCGCAGCUGAAUAUGAAGUAGGAAUAACCUGCGAGCUAUCUUCAAUUUAUAAGCAAGCGCAGAUCGCUUUGUCUACCAAGCUUGCUCAGAAUGCUCGAAAGCGUGACGAAAUGAGAAGAAAACGAGAGGAAGGAAAAAAUAAAUUAGAAGUAAUGACAACAGUUUCUUCCGAUCCAACCCGCAUUGAAGAAGUAAAAAAUUACGAUGAAUCGCAUUACAUGCUUUCCGAAUUCACAUUUAGAUUUGAGCAAGUUGGAGAAAGAAGUCAAAGAGAUAUGCUCAAUUACUUUUUACCAUGGUUACGUAACAUUGAAUUAUUCGUGAACGAAGAAGACGAAUUGCCACCAACAACCAACAUGAUCAUCUCCAAUUUGUUCUUUAUUACGGUAAAAUAUGGUGAUAUUUACGUAAAAGAAGUAGAAUUGAUUUGGCAACAAUUAGUUACAGGAGAGCAUGUGCCAAAUGUUCAAGCUAUCGUGAAAUUUUUAAUUGAUGUUGGUCUAGAAAAGAGAAAUCCAAAUUUCGUAACUCAUGCUAAAAGAGUUUUCGUAUUUCUUGGACGGACACCAGCAUGUGCAGCUGUUAUUGAAAAAUUGAUCUCGAAAAUAACACCAAAAUCAAUGACACCGCAACCACGUGAAAAAGAAGACACAACAAAAAAAGGUACACUUGGUUUAUGGUAUGCGAGUUUCGAUGAAGUAUUGCCCGCUCAUAAUAAAAGGCCAGUUUUCUCUGCGGGACAAUUAGCACUGCUGUAUAUGGUUGAUAUGGCAAUUGAAGCUGGGUCUGAUCUUCAAAUAUAUUUGCCAUUAUUAUUACAUGUACUUUUCGUGCAAUUGGAUUCUGUGAAUCCCCUAAUUAGUGAAGAAACACGCUCACUGUUAGUCAAUCUCAUAUACUCAAUUAUCAUUGGCAGAUCUGUUUAUCCAGAUAUAGUAAAUUUAGGAUCGUCUUUAGUUGCAGAGUUGAAAGCUAAAGAAGGUCCGCAACUUUGGCAAUAUGAAGAUAUAAAUUAUAAUCAUAGGUCUUUAAGUAGUUUUAUAGAACUCGAUAAACUAGCAAAAGAUGUAAUUAAAGUUUUCGGUGAACGGGAUCAAGAAACUCUACAACAAUGGUGGGGCGAAACAGCCUUAAAAUGGGCAACAACAUGUCCUGUACGUCAUAUUGUUUGUCGUUCAUUCCAAAUAUUUCGAUCACUUAAACCGGUAUUUAAUAUUGCUAUGUUACAUGACAUGCUAUAUCGUCUUAGCACUACAAUUGCCGAUACCACCGAAGAAACACAAGGGUCUGCUUUAGAAAUAUUAAUUACUCUUAGCGACGUGGUUGACUGGCUUGAACCAGGCACUAAAGAAAUAUUUCCACAAAUGCUUUGGGCCACGAUAGCAUGUCUUCAGACUAUUAAUGAACUAGAGUUUUUAGAAGCUCUCGGAAUACUCGAAAAAAUACUUAAAAAAUUUAACAUGCAAGAUCCGGAAAAUCAAGAGCUAUUUUGGAGCUUUUUCCCGGAACCUCAAUGGAAAGGACAAUUUGAAGGAAUUCAACCAUUAUUGUUAAAAGGAAUUCGAUCAUCUAUCUCGCUUCAGCCUACUUUUAAUAUGCUCAAGAAAUUGAUAUAUCUUAAUGAUCAAUUUGUUGAUCCAUCAGAAGGAAGACUAUUAUAUCUUAUUUUAGCCAAUCUUCCUCAUAUGGUUGAUGUAUUGAGCAGUAGUAUGGUACCCGAUGAUUGCAUCGAGUGGGCUCAAAAUCUAUCACUAAUUGCAGAACAACAGGAACGUCAUAAUAUCGUUCGUGUUCUCAGUUCAUACACGAAAAAUCGUUUUCGACAAAAAGAAGAUGACUUCCUGAAACAAAUAAUUAACGUGAUCCGGGAGUACUAUUUCCCUGAAUAUGAAGCACAAACUUUACUUUUUCUGAUGAGUCUCUUAUCAAAUAAGAUUCCAUAUUACAAACGGAAAACGAUGAAAAUUCUUAAAAUAUUGCUUCCAUUUGUAGAUACACAACGUACUGAACUCAAUAAUAUCGGUGCGGAACUCAUUCUUCCUCUUCUUCGUCUCUUGCAAACAACAUAUUCACAAGAAGCCAUUGAAGUGCUAGAUGAGACAAUCUCGAUUACUGGUGGACCAAAGGAUAAACAUAUAAUACGAAUGAGCAUAAAUGCAAAAAAGGUUCAAAAAGAUUUUGAGACGACUUCAGGUUUGUUUGGUAUUCCGGAUGAUUCUGGAUGGGCUGUUCCUGAUACUGGAAAUGUUGCCACGAUGACACGAAAUAAUGUGCAAGCAGUUUGCAUGACAUGUAAAGUCAGUAUUACACCGGAUUACGAAUUUUUCCCCGAAAUCACAGCUGACUUAACAAAUGGAUAUGAAACACCUACUCGACGACAUCAAUUCAGUGAAAUCGUUUCAAAAUUGGAAGAUUUAGAAAACUAUUUUAAUCCCAUAGAUGAAGAUACCGAUAUCAUGACGAAUGACGUUGGUGUGGGUAGCAGUAACAGCAUUGGGAUAAAUGGUGAUUCACGAGGUCGCUCAAUGACAUUACCCUUAACUCAUCAAAUUCCACGCAUAAUACAACAAGAUCUAGGCGACGAUUUUUCGGACCAAACAAAUCCCGAAUACUAUUCACGAUACGACACUAUGCUUGAUCGGCAUCUUUCAGAAUCUCCAUCACUAGGUUCACUGAGAUCAUAUGUAGAACCAUAUUACAUACGGACUAGUUCAUCCUCGGCCUCUUCAAUACACACAAUCAAUGACAAUUCAUCGACGGUCCGAAAUGCUGAAGAAUUUGCUGCACGUCUGCAAUCUUUAAGUUCUACCACUUACUCCGAAGAUUACGACGCGUCGUGGUAUGAUGAUGGCGAAUCUGUUCUCUCAGAGAGUAGUAGCACGUUUCCGAUGGAUUCUUACUUACGGCGUACUCGAACUCCUGGUGGCUCGUUUUCGCAUGAAACAACGCCUUCUGUUUAA